AUGAAUGCCAUCCGUUUUCAUUAUUUUUUACAUCGUGAUUCUCUUGUCUGUGCCAGCAUUGUCGUCCAAAGACAACCAGCAAUCCUUCGCCUUUCUCAGUGCCAUUUCAAAGAAGCAACACAAUUUGCACAGCCUGUCAUUUUGGCUCCUUGGUCAAUACGCGCUCAAUUAUUGCCAAAUCAACAGGAUUUCUUGGGUGAUUUCGACACAGGGAAAACUCCUGUUAUUCCAAGUCCAGACAAUGAGGAAGGUCCUUCAUUUCUUUCUUCAACCCUUUCUCCUGAAAAAAAUGAUGGUGGCGGGACUUAUCCAAAGAGACGAUUGAGUCAACUUGUUGAAUCCCAUUGGAAGGAAUGGAAACGAAUUUAUCCAUCGUUGGAAUUUUUGACAACAAAUUCUAACGGAAAUAAAUCAACUAAUGCUGCUAAUAAUAAAAGGAGAACAAGCAGUGGUGUUAUUUCUUCUAGGAGUAAUUUACUUUCAUCAAUUCCUCGAAUGGUUGUAAUUCAGUUGGGUGGACAAUUCGUUUUAUACCCCAGUGCUUUUGUUGGAAUUUUGGUUGAUGAAUUAAUUUCCCCUUUGCCAUCUAAAACAACAAAAAGUAUUUCAAAAACAGAUGAGGCUACGUGCAAUUUUCAAACUUCAAAAAUACGAAGGCAUAUUCAUACUGGACUUUCUGCUGCAAGAGCCUCUUAUGGUUUAGGAUGUUUGCGCAAUCCAAAAAAUAGAGUUAGUGCGGCGGAACAUUCAGAUCCAUUCAAUUGUGAUUUGCAACAACAAAGAGCAUCCGAUUGUAUGGCAGAGUUUGGUUACGAUUACAUGCGCCGUGAAUUUUGCUAUUGCCGGAUAUGUCCACAACUCGGGCGUUCUUUCUCAUCAGGUCAAUCUUCUCUUACUGAAUCACAAAAAGAAUCACAAACGUGCCAAACAACUUCAAAUUCCCUUAUUUCUAAUAAUCAUCACCAGCAACCCAAGGUAUCCUUUCACCGUAUCGUUUCUGAUGAAGGAAUUCAAUCUAAUGACGAUUAUUUGAAUGUAAGGCAGCAAAUGUCUAAUUUUUCUUCAAAAAGUAGUCUUUCUCACCGAACUCGUAAUUCAAGACCGAAGUGUAUAAAUAGUAGUCGAGGCUCAUCAGCUUUGAUUACGUCAACCUCUACCCCGUCCCACUCACGUUGGAUGGAUAGUCUGAAUAAUUCUCCAGAUUCGUCUAAAGAAUAUGUUAAUAAGAUCUCUUUUCAAAAUAAGGGACAUUGGGAUCUCUUAAAUAUGACUGACGAAAGAAGUUUUUCUACGAUCAGCAGGAGUAAAGUUUUGUUGGCUGAUCAAAUUAUUAACCAAAGCACUCAUGCAUGUAGCUCAAAUGACACAAUUAACUCGGAGAGCCAAUGUGAUAUAAGACCUUCCUCUUCCUUUUUGUAUCAACAAUUACAACCAAAUACUUGCACUUCUGAAUUGGAACGCAUGAUAUUGGGUGAUGAUGACGAUGAUGAUUCUGAUCAACAAAAAGUUGCUUGCCCAGUAAAUGAAGGGGACCCUUUAGGAUUAUUGCAACGAUUAAUUCAUCAAAAUCUCCAGCAAAAUUUAAAGUGGAGGAAACGGAAAAGAAAAUGGAAUUGUGUUGGUAGUAGUACUAAAAAAUAUAAACGAGUAGCUUGGCCAACUCUCUCUUCGUUGGAGUUGCUAAAUAUUGCAUUUACAAAAGAAGAAUCAAAUGUAUUUUCCGAUGAUCCUUAUUCCUUAUUGCCAAUGGUCAAUUCUAAAGUCAAUCAUUCAAAUUCCGAACAAUUUUCACAACUUCAACCUUAUACUGCCCAUCAAUCUUUUGUUUCUUCUAGGCAGCCACAGAGUAUGUUAAUGAAAUUGUUAUUAAGUCCCAGUGCAGAAGGAAUGGAUGCUCAACAACGAGAUGGAUGCUCGACCGAAGCACAACCACAUGAUAUGUCUCACAAUCAACAUCAAAACUCUUUAAUGACAACAAUUAGGACAGCUAACAUAACAGAAGGAUUAACAACACUAUCACAACAACAAAUUACAACAACAAAUCAUAUUAUCGAUGAGCAUAUGGAUGAAUACGCAGUCACUCCCCCUGCACUAUUGGACUCUGAUGCAUCGUUAUUGGUUGGUCAACAACAACAAAUUGCUGAUCAAGAGAUAAAAGAUCAGCAGGAGUUAAUGAUGAAUAUUUCUUUACAUGAAAUGAAUUUUGGGGAAGAAGUUCAUGCUUGUGGUCACUCUUCGCCAGAUCUUUAUAGUCCUCCAUCUACGACUUGCAACACCCUACAGACUCUAUUACAUCAUCAACAACAACACACUCCCCAGAAUACAAUGCUUUCACCACCUGCUUCGAAUGAACAAGUUGAUUCUGUGAAUUCUGGAGGAAUCCCAGCAUCACAAAUAUUUCAUGGAGGUAUUCCAACAACUUCAAACUUUACUACAACUUGUAUAAAUCAGCCAACGUAUUCGACUAUGGCCGCUGCAGCAGCAAACGCUAUCUUGCAAGAGUCCAUGAGCAAAAUUUAUCCUACACCACCAACUCCGGCACAACAAUUUUCACCCCAAAAUAUUCUUUUAUUUUCUCAUCAUCACCUUCCACAUCAAUUUCAAUCACUCUCGCAAUCUCACGCCAAUUCAGAACAGGCAAUUGUUUCUGUGCUUGGUUACUUUGCUGAGCAAUUGCAUAAUUUACCUUGGGAACAACCUAUUUACGAAUUGUCAGGUCAUCAUAAAUCGCAUGCUAGACAUUUUUGUAAAAAUAUGUUGUCGGUUGGCGAAAAUAAUCUAGAUGAUAGGUUGAAUGAUGUUAGUUGUGUUGAGUGUUCAAGUAUUUUAAAUGCUUUAGAAAAUCAGAAUCAACAUAAUCGUCUAUUGAAACGUGAUUGUUGUGAAAGUGAGAGCAUUGAAAAAAUCACUCCUAACUUCAUACUCAAAAUGUCCACAGGUGUCGGGACUCUAACGGCUAUACAACUUCAUGCCUUGGCUCAAAGACGUACAAAGGCUGAUUCUCAAUUAGAAUAUCGUUUGCAAUUGGAAGAACAAGCUCGUUUUCGAAUUUUAAUCGGGAAUAAUUCCUCAGAGUUCGUUCCUCAGUGGCCGGGUGGCAAUUGGCACGACAAUCUACCACAAGGGCCUCCUUUUCCAAUUAUUCCCUCUUUGCAUCCUCAGGGAAUUAGAAAUUUUGGACCAUCAUUUCCAAUAUUUCAAGGGAGUGUACAACCGAUACUCUCGCAUAAUGAGCAGUUAGUUGAUGGAAUUUCACCAGUGACUCCUUUCUAUCACCAGUCAGUUGCUGAAACUUCACAACAACAAAUGCUUUCUCGCCAGAUUUCAUUUACUAACAAUUCCCAAAUUUCCACACAACUCGUUUCUCCAUCUCUCACUACGUCUACUUCGGCAGCUCAAACUGUAAACCACCAACCAGCUUUGACGCAUUGUUUAGAUUUCAUUUCCUCUACGACUAUUGGCAACAAGUUUCGAGAUUUUUUGCUCAAUAUAAAUUUAUGUAAUUCUUCACUUUUCACGCUGCUUAUACAAGACACAAUUGCUGAUCUUCAUUAUGAUAUUGUAUUCGAUGCCUGCCCUCUUUGUUGUUGUAAUUCAAAUAUUCGUUCAUUUGAACUUGGAUUCUAUAUAACUGGUCCUAAAGAGAUGUUAAAAUUUUGCGAUUAUCUUCAACAAAGGCAGAGACAGCAACAUCCACAAGCACUUUUGUCAAAACAUUGGAGCGGUUUUCGUAUUCCUCCAGUUGAAUUACAAAAAUGUAUUUGUGGUUUUAGUGCCGUGCGACAUCGUUAUCUUUGCGGCCAAGGCUCAGGUUUAUUCCAAGAAGAUAUUGCAGAGGCGCUUGGAGUUAUAUAUGCACCUAGUCAACGAUUACUUUUGCGUAAUUUUAAUCCUAAUGAUCUGUCCGAUUGUAAAUUAAUGGAUCUUAUUCGACAUCUUGUAAUUAGCCGUGAUGUUGCUUCAUUAGUUGAAGGCAGACUUUCUUUGCUUUACUCUACUUCACCUGAAUAUUUACAAUCUUCUGUUGACAGUUUUGAAUUAAAUGCUCUCAUAAAUGGAAUAAUGGGCGUUUGUGGAAUUCUUCAAGAACGUCAAAAAUAUCCGGUUGAUGAAUCUUUUUUGCAUCCUUGGGGUUAUCAGAGUGCAAAUUCUGUUGGAGAGCCUCGCGAUACUGAAUGUUUGGGCAUUUUUGAUGAAGUGUGUGAUAUCAUGCGUGAUCCAUCCUUUCCUUCGUUGGUUCCCUGCUUCUCAUCAAAUGGACGUCGAUUUGAUCAACUUAGUUUGCGUAUAUUUGCUCGCAUCAAAAAUGUUAGUUUAAUGGGAGGUAGUAAUAGAAUUGGUGAAGACGAAAAUGGACGUGCUGAACCUAUCCCCAAAGUAGUUGUUUUGAGUAGUGCUGAAAGAGAACCUUUGCUUCUCUCACCAACAAUGAUACGAAAUUGGGAACAAUUAGAAUUAAUGCCUAUUGAUCAACCAAAGGAUGUCCUUUAUUUGGCACUUGUUCCUGACGUGAAUGUUUUGGCUGAGAAAUGCAAAAUUUUUCUUGAGGAAUUGGGAAGUGUUUAUGAGCGUCGUUGUCGUCUUGGAAGUCAUAUACGCUUAUCAAUUAAAGAUGCUCCAAAAGAUGCUAUUUUACGUGUUGGCCGUUCUUCCUUGCCUUUAAAUUUGGGAUAUCAGAUGUUCAAUUCGUUACCACACUCUUUCUUUACUCAGUUUGGGUUUGAUCAACAUUUAAAUGAUCCAAUCAUUCAAAAAUUUGCUAGCUAUAUGGAAUGUUGUAACCAGGAACUUCAAGAAUUGGCUAAAUUUUUGACGGCUAAUGAUUCCAUCUUUGAACGUCGAGCUUUGCUUGAAUCUAUUUUUCGUCAGCAGCAUAUUCCUCUAACUACUUCAUUGGCAAGCCCUCCAGAUGCUAGUGCAAUGCCACCACCUGCGAUGCCUGGUGGAACAUUGUUUACAUCUAAUGGGCAGCAGUCAAACGCUUCGGGCGUUUUAGCAGAAAAUGGAGUGAAUUCCUUAGCAAUUCAUCAACAUCCAUCUCCUCUUUCUACACCCGGAUUUGCUAAUCAACAACAAUCUCCUGCUGGUGGAAGCGGGCCAAAUUCUGUUCCAAUUUUGCAUGGAAAUGUCAGCGGUGAUUGUUUAAAUGCAACGGCUGCAAUGUCAAGAACACCGUCAGGUAUUGAAAGUAUCGAAGAAUUAGCUAAAAUGGAGGAUAAGCUGAUAAAAGACAUGCGUGAACAAGUUGACCUUCUCUUAUCAAAAGAGGAACAGGCUAGACGUUUACAAAUGCCCCAUGUUCUUGUUAUUUAUUUAAUCAAUCCUUUUGGACAAAUUGCUGUAACUGAACAACAACAAAAGCAUAAACUAGUCAAUGUAUUUGAGAUGUCAACAGAAUUUUCAGAAAGAUUCGAGGCUUUAGCAACUGCUGCAUUUUUGCGUGCUUGGAAUAAUUUUCUUUCCCUUCUCAAUUUCAAUCGACGAUCACAAUUGCAACUAGAAUUACUCCCUCUUCGAAAAGUUUACGAUUAUUGUGCUUUUAUGGGUAUGAGUUUAAAUGAUCAACAAUGCAAUGCUGGUUCGAGGAUAUCUGCCUGGGAUGAACUUAGAAGAUUGUCAUUUUCUAUUUAUACACAACCUCGAUUACUUCAUUUAAAUAUUGCUCAAGAAGUUCUUUCGAAAAGUAUGACAAAGUUUGGCACUGCAGAGAAAAUUAAGGAUAUUUUCUUAACUCUUGGUGAUAAUAUGUUUUUAUUGAAGCAAAAUUGUUCACCAUUUCUUUUGGCGCCUGAACGUAAUAUUCACUUUCUUUCCCACGGAUCAUCUAAUCCUUCUACAACUUCGGGAAGUGGAAAUACAGGAGGUAGUUUCGGUGGUCAACAGAGUGGUGGUCAUAAAUUACAAUUAUUGAGUCCAGAUGAAAGAAUUCUUUUCCUUGCAUAUUGUUUAAUUGCUGAUGGAAAAUGGUUAUGUGCUUCGGUAACAGAUGAACGUGGUUCUCUUCUUGAUACAACUCUUAUCAACUUAAAUGUUCCAUCAGAAGAUACACUCCCACCAUUAGAGCAACAAAAAGAAUGGAAACAUAAAGAAAGGCAUUCACAGAUUGCUGAUGCAUUACAACGUCUUUGGUUAUUUGUGCGAAGUGUUAUGAUCGGACAGGAAGUUCAUCAAUGGAGAUUAGUUAUCAAUCGAAUGGGCAAACUUGGUCACACAGAAUUCAAAAUUUGGAAUGAUUUGCUCUCUAAACGAAGCCUUAAAGCUUAUAAUUCUUCACUAAAGAACAACCAAUCGAAUUCUGAUGGAUUUUCUGCUUCAACAUCUUUCUUAAAUAAUUGUCAAUCUUGUUCUAAUUCACAUGGCUCUCAUGAGACUCCAGCAAUUCUUUCUGCUUGUUUAGUCUCAACUGAAGCAGAACCUCAUUUACGUGUUUUUGGUUCUCCUUGUGCUUCUGCAAAUUCUUUAGAUAGUCAAAGCCCUGGAAAUGUGGGAGUUUCUAAUGCAAAUUCUAAUACCUCAAGUGUUAUUGGUUCUUCUUCAACAUCGAAUGUAGGCAAUUCUGCAAGUACAAAAACUGGAGGUUCUAAAGGAGCAGGUCGUCAUUCUUUACUUCAGGCUCAGCAAUGGGCAGCAGUACAACAACAAUUACAGGCAUCACCAGAUGACCGUUCACUAACUCACAUUAUUGUUUUCCCGACAAUUCUUAAUGUUUCUUGUCAACAACAAGAAGAUAUAAUGCAUGGAGGGAUUGAUGAUGAUGUGUUUGCUGAUUUUUUGGGUAAUUGUUUUGGAGGAGAAGGUGCACCUGAUGGAAUGGAAUUAGUUGAAGAUCUUGUUUUUGAUGAGGGGCCUAGAAAUGAAGAAGAAGCUCCGAUAGACAACCAACCAAUGGCUAUUGGUUAUACAAUAACUACUGCACCUGUUUGGCCAUUAUCAGCUAUUGGGUCUUCUUUGUCUUUAGAUUGUGGAUUAUCUGAUGCUUUUUGGUAUAAUUGCCCGCCAGCCGCUCGUCAUCGACGUUUGACACAUUUAAAAAGUUCUUUGCACAUAAAUUCUACAAAUUUACUUCAAACUGAUGAUUAUCAACAAACUACGGGAAAAAAUGUUGGAACUAGUGGUAACCAACCAAGUGGGAAUGCAACAACAGGAACUGAUAAAUUAGCACCAAAUCCUUUAGAUUUACCAAAUACUGAUGAUAUUCUUAGAUAUGUUCUUGAACGGCAAAAUGCACUAAGUUGGUUAAAUUUAGAUCCGGUGAGUGGAAGUCGUUGUUCUUGUUUACCUAUACAUAUGCAAGCAAUUCAUCGCUUAGCAGAAUCAAUUGGUGCAAUUUUUGGUUCUUCCUAG
Molecule: messenger RNA, 7344 nt
Organism: Meloidogyne enterolobii
Lineage: Eukaryota; Metazoa; Nematoda; Chromadorea; Rhabditida; Meloidogynidae
Source: the annotation of a GenBank genome assembly